AUGGCUCCCUCGAAUCCUCCCCUGUUUUCUAUCCCCUCCGAUCCUUCACCCUCUUCCACUCCCUCCUCACCUCCGGCCUCGAACCUUCCCAGCAACGGUCUUUUCUCUGCCGCAUCGACACCCCGGGGACCUCAGCGCGCCCCUUCUGGAAGUACCCUGUUUGCGGGCGCCACUCCGGGGCUAAAACCAACUGCGGGAAAGUUCGGCGGUUUGUCUCGCGCUGGCCCGUCAUCCUUGUCUGCCCCUCUGCUUCCCUUUGCUGCCCCCGGGGGAGCCGGUGGGACUGCUGGCACCAACAAGAUUCCUCAAUUCAGCAAACCGGUCUCCGAAUCGGCCUUUGCGGCUGCUUCCCCGGCAAAUUUUGCACGUAAAGGGGGUGCUGGGUGGGGUGGGAAUAGGUUCCCGUCCGCUAACGAUGAUGAUGAUGAUGGAGAGGCUGGGUCCCCAAGGAUAUUUGAGGACGAAUCACGGUGCGAAGAACCUACUCAACAGGAUGAUGAAGAUAUGGAUGGGGAAUACGAGGAGGAGACCGGCAUGUUUUUUAACGGUGAUGACGAUGACGAGGCCGACGAUUCCUACCAUGUUCUGCCGGAGAGUUCGGCCGGUAAGGGUCGCAGAGCCCAGUACGGGACGGAAUGCAGGAUCAAACCGGGGAUGGUCCGGGAACCCGGCUCUAUGAUCAUUCAAACUGAGGAGAUCAUGAUGGAAUUGCAGAAUCUUUUGUCACCGACUGCUCCACUGGAUUAUGAUUCGGAGCUGGACGAGGAGGAUAUGAUUAUGGAUGCUGAUCGCAACGCACCUCUACCCCCUUCCAAGAGAGAAGAAUAUCUCACCCGCGCGGCGAGGCUUUUCCUUGAUACGCUUGCAUCGAAUCUUCCCAAGGGCCAGGCUAGAUCGCGUCUCCACAAGGCUUACUACCUUGCAUCCCUGCUCUUACCGCUGCACCAUUCCCGAGCGAAUGCGGUCGAGACAUUGAGGAGAUGGCUUUACACGCACAAACAAGCUCCAACGAGAAAGGAGCUGACCGCGUUGAAGAAUUUCUACCCCAAUGCUAUUUACAGCUUCUCGUACUGGGAGAUUCUUCAGCAGCUGAUCAUGCGCGGUGAGGUUCAGGAAGCUAUGGAUUUGCUUCGCUGCACGGAUUGGGAUAUGCUGAACGAGAGCAACAGCUCCGUUCCAAAACCAAAGAUUGGCGAUACAGAAGAGCCCACUUGGGAUAGACGCUACAGCAAUGAGGAAAUUGAAAGCAUCAAGAACGCAACAGCCUCCGCCAUCAAGCUAUUAAGUACCUGCCCCGGACUAGCCCGUUCAUCAUACGCCCCCAGCUCCGUGGGAUUCUUCCCGGCAACAGGAACCUCCCACGGCUCGAAGGGCGAUUGGCGGAUAUGGCAAGGGAAGGUGUUCGCUGCCGCGGAGGAUGUGAGGGCCGGAGGCGAGGGCGACGGCGAAACUACGUUUGACGAAACUGACGAUAGUUACUACGAAAGCUUUCAUCCACGGAAUGGAGGUUCAUACGGUUUCGAGAUUGGUACGGGGAAAACCAAGGAGAAGAAAACACCGGUUCCCGGCGAGGUCAGCAGGGGCCUUAGGGCAAUCUACGAUGUUAUGAGGGGUGACAGGGAGGCCAUUCUUUCUCAUACCGAAAAAUGGGAGGAUGCAGUGCUCGCGACAAUGAUGUGGGGGGUUACAGAUGGUUUCGGCGAUCCGGAUUCAAGUAUUGGAGACGACUCGGAAGAAGAGGACGAGGAGGAGGAGGACGGCAUAUAUGAUGAUGGCGCCGGGAAAGCCUUGAAUCGAAGACGGAGAGAAAAGGACCUGGUUAGACUCUCAAAGGUGACGGAAUCCUUGGUGGGUUCCGAGAUGCCUCUUGACGCAACAAAUGAACUCGAACUUGCUGUAGGAGCAUGUCUAGUUUGGGAUACAAACGUCGUUGUCCAAGUUAUGCCCAAAUUCAGUUUGCUCGUGGCCAGCGCUCUUAUCGAGAUGUGCGGCCAUGCGGGGUCAAUACAGAGGGGGAAGAUCGGAAUUGAAGAGAACGCUAGAGGAAUGAUGGAUGGUUUCGAUGAGGACGAGCUUGCGGUGUUCGGAAUGGGCCGGGGUUUCGAUGCGGAAGUUGAAAAGGCGGACGGUGUAGUCAAGGAAUAUGGGACUGGGUUGUUUGGAGUGGAUUGGGUUGACGAGAAAGCGCAGGUUGAAGGCUGGGAGGUCGCGGUGGGGGUUUUGCACAGAGUGGGGGGUGGGCGUGAGAUGUCGGGGAAGGUUGGCGAUCAUGAUUCCUACUGGGAUAACUCGAAGCUGACUGAUCCGCCCGUAGUUACUCACCCAGCUGGAGCUGACAUCGAAGGAACGUGUUGAGAAGCUUCUCACAUACUGUGGCGAAAACAAUCUCGAAGACGAGGCUUCAGAAAUAGCAGCGGUAAGCGUUUCAUCCAAUAUUGCCACACCGGAAAGGUCUAACGGGAGAAAACAGUCCUUUGCAGAACGCCUCUCGGGCACCACUUCCUACGGCGACAGCCUCCACUUCUUCGCCCUCGCCAACGACCGUUUCUCCCUCCAUAACAUUCUCACAAAGCUAACCACCUCCUCCCUUCUCCACUCAACUCCUUCACCCGCCCCCCCAUCGCUAGACCCCGUCCUCUCCGACCUCCUGAAAACCCCGACCUCAAUCACCUCACCAAUCCUCCGCUUCGAGCUCUCCGGCUACGCCACCCUCCGCAACUUCUACGAAUCCCGCGACUCGGGUGACCACUCCCGCGCCGUCAAGGCGCUCGUAGCCGUCCUAAAAUCUGCCGGCGAAAAACUCGACGGUGGUGUCUACGACGCGGACUGGGACUCCGCCGUGGAGGAAUGGAUGAUAGCCGUUCUCCUUGGCGAGCUGAUGCCAUACAUCAACCCGCGAAAACGCUACCUCGGCAUGCGUCAGGCCAUGGAGGUGCUCAAGGUGAUUACGAACUUUGAGUGCGUUCGUGGCGAUGUGUGGCGACGGGCGGAGGAAUUUCUAGAGCGGGUACUCGCGCAUAAAGAUUCCGGGGGUAGUGGGAAUGCCUGCGAGGCGAACGGAAUGACGGAGAGCGGGUAUAUCGCUGGGAGCAUGGUUAGUAGCUGGGAGAGUGUUCGCGACGGGAUUGAUUCGGGGUUGGUUAGUGCUGAUGCAACAGCGGGAACAGCCCGGCGAGCGUGGGACUGGAGAGAGGGCGCGGAGGGGUGGAAGGCUGCCGAUAUCAUUCGCGUCGUCAGGCUCGGGAUUGCGAAGAUCGUGGCCGAUGCUUGGCUGUUGGGAGAGUGA
This is a messenger RNA of Tuber aestivum (summer truffle), 3286 nucleotides long. NCBI's taxonomy places the organism in Eukaryota, Fungi, Ascomycota, Pezizomycetes, Pezizales, Tuberaceae. The record is from the annotation of a GenBank genome assembly.